AUCAUCUUCUUCUUCUUCACCUUCCUUUCUCUCUCUCUGUGAAUGUGAACACAAACCUUUCCUAUAUAAUUUCCACCUUCUAGAACCCCAUAGAAGCUUUCCCCUUUUAGAUUCUCUGAGCAAGACUCUCGCCUUCUUCUCCAGCACCAGAGGAAUCUUCAAUUCCAGGUUGAAGAUUUCUCAUUUUCCGAUCUAAUUUCUCCGAUCAAACCCUAGAUCUCCAAUCCGGGACAAUCCGACUCCAAAGAAGCUGAAUUUCAAUGGGGAAGGUUCUCCUAGAAGCCUCCAGGCCGUCUUCUUCCUCGUCGCCGGCGAAGCCCCCGUCGCCGGCUCCGACGACGACAUCUUCGACGUCGAUCACGGAGACGGUGAACGGGACGCACCAGUUCAAGAUCACCGGGUAUUCGUUAUCGAAAGGGAUGGGGAUUGGGAAAUACGUGAGCUCCGAUGUUUUCAAUGUGGGUGGGUAUUCUUGGGCCAUCUACUUCUAUCCCGACGGCAAGAGCGUCGAGGACAAUGCCACAUAUGUGUCGCUCUUCAUUGCCCUGGCCAGUGAGGGCAGCGAUGUGAGGGCUUUGUUCGAGCUGACGCUUUUGGAUCAGAGUGGGAAUGGGAGGCACAAGGUUCAUACCCAUUUUGGGAGGUCGUUGGAUAGCGGUCCGUAUACGCUUAAGUAUCGCGGUAGUAUGUGGGGUUACAAGCGUUUUUUCAAAAGAACUUCGCUGGAGACAUCAGACUACCUUAAAGAUAAUUGCCUCUCAGUCAACUGUAUGGUUGGUGUUGUGAAAUCACACACCGAAGGACCAAAAAUAUACUCUAUAGCAGUACCACGAUCUAACAUGGGUCAAUAUUUUGGGCAACUACUAGAAAGUGGAAAGGGAACUGAUGUAAAUUUUGAAGUUGAUGGGGAAACUUUUGCUGCUCACAAGUUGGUAUUAGCAGCUCGAUCACCUGUUUUCAGGGCCCAACUAUUUGGUCCUAUGAAAGAUCAGAACUCGCAGUGCAUAAAUGUUGAGGACAUAGAGGCUCCAGUCUUUAAGGCUUUACUUCAUUUCAUGUAUUGGGAUUCACUGCCUGACAUUGAGGAGCUUACCGGCAUCAAUUCUCAUGGAGCUUCCACUCUGAUGGCUCAGCAUCUGCUCGCGGCAGCAGAUCGGUAUGGCUUAGAAAGGCUAAGGUUGCUGUGCGAGCAAAAUCUGUGCAAGGAUGUAGCAAUUAACACUGUGGCAACGACAUUAGCUUUGGCAGAACAACAUCACUGUUUCCAGUUGAAAGCUGUGUGUCUCAGAUUCAUUGCAACUCCUGGAAAUCUACAAGGUGUGAUGAAGACGGAUGGUUAUAAACACUUGAGGGAAAGCUGCCCGUCUGUUUUGACCGAACUCUUGGAAUAUGUAGCUAGAGUUGGUGAACAUUCUGUAUCUCAAUGCAGGAUUGGUAAUGAAGCUAUUCUUGAUGGUAGUGACAUUAAUGGCAGGCGAGUGAAGCAAAGGCUAUAGUAUAGUGAAUUGAUCUUGUUAAAUGUUUUCUGUGUAGACGAGAAAAUGGAAACAAGAAAAAAAAUGAGGCGGGAGAUUAUUUCUAGGUUUAGAAAUAAAUAAUAGUUUCUUCUUAGCUUUGUUGUUUGUAAGGAUGUUGAUGUAACUGUUGGUUUGUAAUGUGAAAGUUGUAGCACUUACUGUUUGAUUAAGAAAAGAAAAUUCAAUUCCACGCUUUAACCAAAAGUUUGUGGUUACUUAG
This is a messenger RNA of Fragaria vesca subsp. vesca, 1737 nucleotides long. Its product is annotated as BTB/POZ and MATH domain-containing protein 2-like. Gene Ontology annotation, molecular function: protein binding. The record is from RefSeq and is a predicted model, not a curated record. The transcript is spliced from 4 exons. Gene Ontology annotation, biological process: protein ubiquitination. NCBI's taxonomy places the organism in Eukaryota, Viridiplantae, Streptophyta, Magnoliopsida, Rosales, Rosaceae. Bases 261 to 1496 code for a protein of 411 amino acids.